This is a messenger RNA of Tilletiaria anomala UBC 951, 1630 nucleotides long. Its product is annotated as ribosomal protein L4. Lineage: Eukaryota; Fungi; Basidiomycota; Exobasidiomycetes; Georgefischeriales; Tilletiariaceae. Gene Ontology annotation, molecular function: structural constituent of ribosome. Gene Ontology annotation, biological process: translation. Bases 120 to 1568 code for a protein of 482 amino acids. The record is from RefSeq and is a predicted model, not a curated record. Gene Ontology annotation, cellular component: ribosome. The transcript has 2 exons.
AUCUUCUAGCCGUCCAUCUGACGAGCUGCAGAAGGUCCUAGCAUCGGAAGCUUCGGAAGGCAAGUAACGGCCCACUCUCUGCAAGGCGGUAGCGCAGCAAUUGUCUAUAGUGAACAAGUAUGGCGUCCAAUCUCGUGCGCAGCUUUGCUGUGCGAAGCGUCGCCGCUGGCGGCACUAGCAGCGGCGUUCUUCGUUCGUCAUCCCUGGCAACCAGUUCGCGUGUACAGCUGCAGCACUUCCUCGCUGCCGCAGAGCAAUAUACCGCGUCUGACGCUCCAAGCAGAGCGCUCUCACGGGCUGGGGCAUCUCAGAAGAGAUGCAUUCACGGUAGCCAACCUUUGGAUCCUUUCGGGCCCUCCACGACUACAUCGGCACUUCCACCCAACUUGAGUGCUCCUUCGCCCAGUGCUUCUCACCAGAACGCGGAUACCAUGGACACGACUCCUUCAGAAGCACUGGAUGCCCUUGCUUCAUCAGAGGACCAUGUCCAUGUCCGUCUAUCUUGGCUCCACCCGGCGACAAAGGCACUACCGAUUGAUGCGCCUUACACCACAUCUCAGCUUCACAACCUGCCCUCAUUGGUUCAUGCAGGAGCCCAGCACCUGAGUACCACCAAAGCAUACGUGCCUCUCUCCUCGCACGUUUUUGGAACGACACCGCGUCGUGAUGUGCUUCACGCCGCCGUUGUUUACUACCUCGAUGGCCUGCGUUCUGGGACCGCUAGCACCAAGACACGCGGCGAAGUUGCUGGGUCGAGGCGCAAGGUUCGACCGCAGAAGGGAAGUGGUAAAGCGCGUCUCGGUCGCAGGAACAAUCCCUUGUUGCGAGGAGGAGGUGUCAUUCAUGGCCCCAAGCCGCGGUCGCACGCAACAUCGCUACCGCGCCAAGUGCGCGAGCUAGCUCUCCGCAGCGCUCUCUCCGCCAAGUGGCUUCAAGGCGAUCUGAUCGUCGUCCCCACAAUGCACUGGGACGCUCCACCCUCGACAACGGGUAGCCUGCGCAGGAUCCUGCAGGCAAAGCAAUGGGAUGACGCGCUCUUCCUUACCGCCCCUCGUGAGCCCCAGUCAGCCCUCGAAUUGCGACGCAACAGCAGCAGCACGCGUCCUUCCGCAGCAGACCCCUUCUACAUGCCCGAGCAGCUCCGCGCGCACAGGCAGCAGACGCGAAACAUCGCCCUCGCCUUGGGCAACAUACCUAAAGUUGAGCUGAUCGAGCUGCAGGAGCUUACCAAGGAGGCGCACCUCGCCGCUCGCAAGCCCGAGCAGCUCAAGAAGCCUGGCGAGCUGCACGCAUACGAGGUGCUUCAUCGCAAGAAGCUCAUCUUGGACCUGGGAGCUGUAGAGUGGCUCGAGGAGAAGCUCGGUGGCGCUGUCUUCCACCUCAAGGAGGACUUUGACGACGACUGGGAAGAUGCCUUGUGGGGGGAAAGCGCAGAAGAAGGCCAAGAAGGGGAGCUGGAGGAAGCCGCAGAAGAGCUGAGCGAGGAGGAAGCUCAACAAUUGGAAGAGGAUGACCUUGCUGCGCAAAAACUUGUGGACGAGAAUCUUGAGCCAAAACGCUCGGCGUGAAAGAAUGCAAUGCUACUCUAUUGCUACAUGACCGAUUCGCAAUUUUGCGUAAAGCAGUGAAG